UCUAAGGAAUAGAAGAAAAUGGCGAGAUACGACAGAGCGAUAACGGUGUUCUCGCCGGACGGCCAUUUGUUCCAAGUCGAAUAUGCCCUCGAAGCUGUCCGUAAGGGUAACGCCGCAGUUGGUGUACGCGGCACUGACAUCGUUGUCCUUGGUGUCGAGAAAAAAUCCGCCGCCAAACUCCAGGACUCCAGAUCGGUUAGGAAGAUUGUGAAUUUGGAUGAUCACAUUGCAUUGGCAUGUGCUGGACUCAAAGCAGAUGCUCGUGUCCUCAUAAAUAGGGCUCGGAUCGAAUGUCAAAGCCACAGGCUGACUGUUGAAGAUCCGGUUACCGUUGAGUAUAUUACUCGUUAUAUUGCAGGUCUUCAGCAGAAGUAUACUCAAAGUGGAGGUGUUAGGCCGUUUGGUCUCUCUACUCUGAUUGUGGGAUUUGAUCCGUAUAGCGGUGUGCCAUCACUAUAUCAGACAGAUCCGUCGGGUACAUUUUCCGCUUGGAAAGCUAAUGCAACUGGGAGAAACUCAAAUUCAAUUCGGGAAUUCCUAGAGAAGAAUUAUAAGGAGACCUCUGGGCAAGAAACCAUUAAGCUUGCAAUUCGUGCAUUGCUUGAGGUUGUUGAGAGUGGCGGAAAGAACAUUGAAGUUGCUGUGAUGACUAAGGAGGGUCUGCGGCAGCUUGACGAAGCUGAAAUUGAUGCAAUUGCAGCAGAGAUUGAAGCAGAGAAGGAAGCUGUUGAGGCUGCAAAGAAGGCCCCUCCAAAGGAAAAAUGAAGCAUCAGCUGUUAACUUUUCAUUUCUUUUGCUAUUUUCUUCUAUUCGACUGGCUUUGAAGUUUGUUUCAUUGUACACAUGAGGGAUUUGUUUACCAUUGGUUAUUUCAGUUAAGAAUUUCAACA
Messenger RNA from Hibiscus syriacus, 890 nucleotides. RefSeq names its product proteasome subunit alpha type-7. Lineage: Eukaryota; Viridiplantae; Streptophyta; Magnoliopsida; Malvales; Malvaceae. The coding region runs from base 19 to 765 and encodes 248 amino acids. Gene Ontology annotation, biological process: ubiquitin-dependent protein catabolic process. The record is from RefSeq and is a predicted model, not a curated record. Gene Ontology annotation, cellular component: proteasome core complex, alpha-subunit complex; nucleus; proteasome core complex. The transcript is spliced from 3 exons.